CGCUGACUGGAUUCCAGCGAACUCCAUCUAGACGGAAACGAACCACAAGGCCCUCGAGCAGCUGCAUCAGCGGCGAGUGCAAGCAUUCCCUUUUCGGCUGUCCUGAGUUUGUUCGAAUAGCUGGCUGCAUUCCGGAAUUCCUUCGCUCAGGCUCGAUUCAAUUGCACCCUUUCUGCCGCGCGACGCAGGUCGGAGGUGCAAGGCUGCCACGGUGGCGAGUCGCGCAGUGAUCAUCGCGUCACCACUGGACACCACAUCACUGUCGCACCACUUUCCAACCGCUCAAGGUUAUCCCGCAUCCUUUCCCGGUCUGCGUUCUGCAUCUCGAUCCCAAGUUCUUACCUAGCAGCAAGCAUUCAACACUCGACGAUUAACCAAGCACUGCCGCAACCGGCAAAGCCCAGCGACGGAGACCAUGGCCACCGACGAUGGACAACAGAUUUCUCUGCCGUCGCUGUUUCUGGUAGCGGUUCUGUCGGGGUUGAUAAUACGCUACCUAUUUUUUGCGCCCCCUGCUGGGAGAUCGUCACCGCCGAGGGAGGAGCCGGCCGCAGUCAUGCGCCAGCGCGAGGCGGCCGCGGAGAGGAUAAUGCAGAUGUUUCCGUACGUAGAUCGGAGGACAGCGCUGUGGAACUUGCAUAGAACGGGAGGGAACCUCCAAGCGACGUCGGAGAGGGUUUUGGUUGGGCUGUUGGAGACGCCGCCCAUAACAUUUCAGCCUCCGAUUCCUCCAGGCACGAACAGGAACGACAACAACAAUAACAACCCCACCUCGCAACCGAAGCCCGCUGCUGGAUCUGGCCACCCGGAUCUUAUUACGCGGUACAAUCUGCAGGAUAAGCUCAACGCCCCGGCAAACGAGCCAGAGAACGGCAAGGGUUGGAGUUCGAAGCCCGAGGAGAGGCAGUCGUUGCUGCAGAGGCGGAGAGACCAGAUGAUUCUUGAGGCGAGGAGGAAGAUGGAGGCUAAGAUUGCUGCUGAGAAGGCCAAGGCUAUGGGGGUAAAUUGAACGGCGUAAUCGGAUUUGGGUGAUUCUGGGACUUAUGAAUGCACCACUUCACGCCACCGAACUACAUACAGAGUCUAAUGGGAAGCCAUCACACAUGUGGAUGCAGUUGAUAGUGAUACCUUCGCGUUGAGAUGACACUGCAGCGCCUGGGAGUCAGGCAUCAAGCAUAGGUAGGUAAGUAGUACCCUCUUCCCUGGUAAACUCUCAAUGGACUGGAUGACUGUCCUCUACACAUUGCCGUCUGGCGUUAGCCAGUUUGUUGGUCGACGCUUUUGCGGUGUCCCCGAAAAAGUUGUACAAUACAUAUCCCCAUGUAUAAGAUCGGAUCGAGUCGGAGGAGCGGCCCGCGGUCAGGCUGCACAUGUUCUGGCCUAACUUCUGCUUGGCGGGUUGAAUUAAAAAACCGCUUGGGCCUUGGACCGG
Messenger RNA from Chaetomium strumarium, 1432 nucleotides. RefSeq lists its product as uncharacterized. The coding region runs from base 416 to 1009 and encodes 197 amino acids. The transcript is spliced from 3 exons. Lineage: Eukaryota; Fungi; Ascomycota; Sordariomycetes; Sordariales; Chaetomiaceae. The record is from RefSeq and is a predicted model, not a curated record.